CGCGGCCGCUGGCUUCACGCGUGACCACCGCGGGAUCCAGGAAGCUUCCGCGCGCUCAACGCAGUAACGAGGGCCCCCCCCCCAAAUCGCCAACCCUCCCUCAACCCACGGGUCGGGCGCCGCUACACUCCGAGUGUUUAAAGUGGUUGUGGUGGUGGUUGUGGUGGUAGUGGUUGUUGUUGCUGCUGCGCCGUUUUGGCAAUCGAGAUUAAGUAAUUAACCAACCCAGCCGGCAAGUCGUCGUCGCCGUCGUUCUCGGCAGGCAGGAAGGAGAGAGAGGCAUGUGUGCUGCGUUCAAUCCCUCCGCCAGCCUGCUCGACGAUUCGGCGCCCAAGCAGUAUGACCCCGACUUCACGCAGGACAUCAGCGAGAAGAUGAGGAUCCCCAACACCCUGAAGGUGGCAUCCACCGAGGCUGACGCCGGGCAGGAGUCCCCGUGGCCCAAAACGCAAAACUCACACUAUCAUCACCCGGCGAUGGUGAUGGAGGUGCCGGAGAGGAUCAUGGUUGCCGACUCCGGGCAGGACUCCAGCCGCUCGUCUAUGCAAGGGCCACGGUUCUCCGUGGAGCUCCCACGGGAGAUGUUCCACCUGCAGACUCCGCCGCGCGUGCUCACGCUGGAGGAGCAGCCGCUGGACUACAUCAGCCUCGUGCCACCGGCAUCAUCGCCGUCCGUGGCGGCCGAGACGCCAUCGAGACCGCCGGCGCAGCGAAGAAAGAACCCAGGUGCUCGGCCGUACAGGGAGCGGUCGCUGAGUGAGCGAGGACCUCGGCUGGGCACGCCCGCUCAACGGCAGCAUGCCCCAAGAUCCCUUCUCAGUCCUUCCAAAUCCAGCCCUUCCCUCAAUCCGCGCAGGCAAGAACUGGCGCUCGUCGAUGACGUGGGGGAGGAUCAGUACGCAGACGGUUUGGAGCUGGAUCUUGCAGUCGUGAACAGUCAGGUUUUGCGGCUGGCGGGCCGGUUGCAGGCGGUGGAACGCGCCGCUCACGCUCGCCAACGCCGAGAGGUUCUGCUCUUCUCGCUCACCGGGCUCGUCUUCCUCUUGAACGGGUGGCUCUGGCUGCGACGGUGAUGCAGGUGGCACGAGGCUGCGCUGCACUGAUGCUUCCCCCAAUGAGGAGAAGCUGCGGCCGCCCAGUUUAACCGGUGUGAAAAUUCACAAAUAAAAUCCCCUUUAUUUUAGUAAAAAAAAAAAAUCUGACUGUUUCCAGGGGUGGUGCUCAUCUCUUGCUGGAAGUCCCUGAGCCGGCGGUCAAAACUCCACGAUCCUAUGGCAGGGCCAGUAUAUCCGUAGGAGAUUCACUUGACUUAAAGCUUUCGUGACCGCAGGAAUUCAUAUUCUUUGGGUCUUUCGGUAAGGUCAUGUUAGAUAGGUUAAAAGAAAAUAACAAAAAAACUACGACGUUUCGAUCGCAACACAAGCGAUCGUCAUCUGGAGGAUGAACAGGAGAUUCGCUGUUGACUUCCCACAAAGUGGCACGCUUGUUGCCGACACUGGAGCGAUGGUGUGCUCGGACGAACACCAGAUAGGAAUUUGAGCUCUCGGUCAUUUACCACCAGCCGGACGUGUUGGACUAUUGGUGACGUGCGCACAUCAUUGUGCCUGUUUCCCGUAAUGCCGUGUAUAGACUAAACACUCUUCACCCAAGUGCAGGGGUGCGAAACCUAUGGCCCAUGUGCCCAGUGUGGCCCGUGACCUAAUUUAAUGUGCACCGUCACCCCCCCCCUUUCCCUGGUCACACAAGGUUUACCACUUGGAAAUGGCCUGCAAGACAUAUUUAUCCACGGCAAGCAUCGUAGCCGGACUAUUUGGGUACUAGAGGAAUAUUUUGGACACUGUGUCAAUGUCGAGCACGCUCAAUCACCUGUAAAGGUGAGCCGUAAUCUCUUUUAAAGUUUUUAUUGGAUAACACUAAGGUGCGUGUUAAUAUGUGGCAUGCCAAAUAUAUUUUAAAUUCCUAUUUGGUCCCGAGUCAGGAUUAAGGUUUCUCGCAUCUUUUCUGCGUGCAUCUCCCCGAGCUGCGAAGGCUCCUCUCUUUCCAGUGCGUUCUGUUGUGAGAUGUUUAGAACGAGUACGCCCUGCCCACUCGUCACCGAAUCUAAUUGCACAAUUGGGGCCCACCGCAAUUGGUAAAGGCAGUUGAUUGUGCCUCGUUUUUAUUUUAUAAUGCAUUCUUAUUGAUCUGCAGUCCGUAUGGACCACGUCUCCAAAUAUAAUUUUACAAUCAUCACCCAUUCAGAUAUUUACUAAGCCUCAACGUUUCGUUGCAAAUAGACAAAUCUCCAUGCAGACACGUACUGAAUUGGUCUGUAAUAAGAUAGGCUUCUUGUGUUUAGUUUGUUGUCCCCCCCCCCCCGCGCACAUCAGAUAAGCACGGUUGGCUACGUACGGUGCGAAAGAAGUUCAACAUACGUACAUCCAAGACGUCACGGAAAAUUCCGUUGAUGCCACUGCAUCACGCCAUCUCUUUCUCCUUUCUGUCAGAUCCCACAUCUGCUGUACAAUCGACACCCGACCUCAAGCUCUGCUCUUGAGUCUCCACGCCACCUGGCUCUAGGGUCUUUUUCUUGGGCGCAGACGUCUGGAUUUCACUUCAAUGCCUGUCCUCGGUAACCUUUCCCCCUCCGCCAUGUACUUGUGUUCCGCCCAUCGCAACUUGUCGUUGCCGAUGAACUUUACUCGGCCGCCACGUUAGAUUCGAGACCACAGCUGUAUUCUAGCAUCCUGACUGCAGGGUUUGAUGGAUCACGUAGAGCUCGUUGUGCUUUGUGAGGUUCCCACCGACGGGGCUGUAAAGUGGUCUCUGAAUUGGCAGUACAGGAAGCAGGUUGCUCACCCAUGUUUGACGGCUUGUCAGUGUCGGGCUGCCAUAUGGAAUCUGUGGAUUUCUCCAGUUAACUCCAAUUUCCUCCCAGACAAAGAAAAACUGAAGACAUUUUCGCGCACCACAUAGCAAGCAUUAGAAAUAAAUCCAUACGAAGUCAUUUUUUCAUAAAACUUUUAUUAUAUCAUGUACAAGCACAAUAUCUUUGCUAAUCCACUGCUGGAUGAGGGCUUCCCUCGCUGUGCGCGGAUUGUGGGGGUAAUCUAACCAACCAUGCUCCCUCCACGCUGUCAGUGCGGGUCGGUGAAGGUGGGGGGAGCAUAGAUGUGGUAGCAUAGAGCGUCGGUGGGCGACCAAGAGGACCGCGUGUGUCCCGUGGAGCCACUCAUGGCGGCCCCGUCACACGUGUGUCCAGGGUGAUGCUUAGGUGCGUGGGGGGUCAUGAUUAGUGCACAUCCACGGUGCCGAGCUCGCGGCCCGGCCAGGUGAAGGAGGGCCGCUCAUAGCGGCCCACUAACUCGUCUGGGUUGCCCACCGCUGGCAGAGAUGGCAUUUAUAGUAGAACAAUGGACUUUGCCCCCUGCAGCCACCUAUGAUGCCCUUGUCUGUGCGUGGCGGUCGCCCAGGCAAGCACUCGAUCCAGGCUUUGACGAUGCUCGGCUUGAGAAAUUUGAAAAGAUGCGGUGCACUGCGGGAGAUUUUUUGGUCACGGGCAUGACCAUCCCAUCCUGAAUAGGCUGAUUGACUCGGAUUCCGGGCUCUCCUGCGUGUGUAGAGGUGUAAUAUUAUAAUGAAUAAAUUGGCAUCAGUCCUUUCAUUAAUUGCCGCGUAUAUUAUACUUACACCACAUUAAUAUGUACAUGAAUCAAAUGUAUCUGAAAUUAAUUUACCAUUUGACAAUCUAUACUCAUUCAUUACCUAUUUUGUAAGGGAUACCGGAGUUUCUGAUUACAAUGCAUUUAAUUGUCUAUGAAUACAAUUCCUUACACUCCUGAUGCUUCAUCAAAGCGUGCACGUUCGAUUCAGUUACGCACAUCUGGCCAGCAUCAAAAGAGUUCGUUCUCGCGGAGGUCCUUCUGCUACCAGUGGCGUCAGCAAGCGGUCGCAAGGGUUGGGCGCCUCUCCCGAAGCAUGGUGGAGCAGUAGAAGGAACCCGUGCAAACGAGCCACAGAAAUGUAUACCGAUGCAAAUAAGAUGGUGCAGCUGCAAAAAAAUUGAGCCAAAAUGAAUUGCUGCUUCAAAUCCAACCAUGACCUCGAAUCUUGACAAUUCGUCUAAUCGCAUCCCGUUUUUUUGACGGUCGGUUAUCGUUUUAUUUCCCAGUGGCUAGAUUACAGCGAAUGUGUGCUUGGUUUCCACUUUAUCUGUGGGUCCGUUUAAUGCUGUAGUUUAAUCGUGAAAUUGAGAUGGGAAACAUCUGCAGAGAAUGAUUUGGAUUCUGCUUUUGUCGCCUUUUUUCCCCGCGGUUUCAGAGAGACACUCACAAACAGCAGCAGUAAGCAAUGACGGCUGUAACUGUACUGAUGAGUCCUAAUUAGGCUUAAACCGGUCCACAGUUGUCAUUCCUCUUCUACUAAAUACUUAAAAAUUUAAUGGGCUGCAAUUUCAUCUCUGUUGAGAUGGUGUGGCGAGUGUCGGCCACGUGCGCAAGUUAUGUGGGAAUGGUGAUGCCACCACCACCUUGACAUGCAAAGUAUGCUUUGGCUUCAGGUUGGCUUUUGCCGUACAAUGUAUUAUCAGAGAGGACGCUGUCACCAAAGGGGAACGUUGGAUUCUACCGACUGCCCUGGUAGGAGAUGCCGAACGUAAGCCACCACGCGUCAACGUUGCGUCGAGUAUUUGCUCUGCUGUCAUCAUCGUCAUCAGCCAUGAUCUAUCCACUGAUGAGCGAUGGUCUCCCCAAAGCGUCGAUACCUCUCGGCCUUGCGUUGCAACAAUCCGUCGAACGCCUGCGCACGGGCGCAAUCUACCGCUCCGUCUUCGUGGUUGACGCUGAAAUAAUCUCUUUCGAAGGCAUUCUUCCGUUAUUACCAAGUAGUGUUCGAACCUGAAUAUAUCUGACCGCCUUGCAGUGUAUGUGUUGUUGAAAUAGGCACUUGGAAAGUGUUAUAGCCUUUUUGAUGAAAUAACAGCAUUUAAUUUCAGCAAUAAUGCCCCCAAAUUGAAUGGGAUUUGGCAAUAAUAACAAUAAUAGUACAAUCAUUCCCAAAGGUUUAUUGAUACGAUGAAAAAUAUCAUGUGAGAUUACAUUUUUCAAUCAAACUACAUGAUUGGUAUUUUGUUUUAUUCCAACUCUCAAUACAGUGCAUUUAUUAUUUGGUGCCGCUGUAUUAAAGGUAAACAAUUGGGGAACUGUGUUGCGGAUGUUGUACAAUAUUUAACACAAUUUACAUUCAUCUGUACAAACAUGAAUACAAUUCCUAUGUUUUAAUCAUACUCGUAAAAUAGAAUUGUGUUGUCCAGAGGACACAUGAUUCCACUUUAAAAGGCAUUAAUCCAGCCUCUUUUAUAUUUACCUUUCUCUCGUUAUAUUAUUUUUGUCUGAGCACUGGACACUGCAGGAAGGCAGUGGCUACCGUGUUUUGUAGUUUUUGGGCAGUGAACUUGGUGAUCCGUAAACAUGAAGUGGAAAUUACACCCAGCGACCUGGUGAAUCCCAAUUUUCAACGCAUACCGCCGACCCGCGACCAGUGGGGCAGCAAGUCGGCCCAGUUUCUGCACCUAGAAAGUGGUCAUGGUUCUAGUUCCCAUGGUAGCAUUCGGCCAAGCCAGCACCAACAACGCCACGUGGUCUGCAUUCCCAAGGGAGAUGUUGCUCUCUAACAUGGGCCGCCCCAGGUUAGAGAGUAACAGCUCAUCUGCAACGACUCGCCCUUGAAAAAGAGCUUCUCAGCUCAGUGGGCUUUAAUCGGCAAAGGCACUUCUGAUUAUGAAAUGUAGCACCGUGUUUGCGAAAAAAAUAAUACGCGGAACAAUAUAAAACAUUUUUUGUUUUGGAUAGCAUAACCUAACUCAAGCCUACGUAAGUGAAACCUUGUUAAAAAGCAAAGUGAAUGAGUGCGUCCCUCUAGCUGCAGAGAGAAUGGAGUUGGAGUUGGGUCUUUCCCUGGGUUGGGUCAAUGGGCCUUGCAUAGUAAAUACAAACAUUGUUUUAGGGUGAGACAUUAUGGUAGGGUCUGCAUCCACAGAGAUGGAGACUUGAAGUGUUGAGCCUUACCUGGAACAGCCCAGCGUGGUUUGCGUCUGUUUUCCAAUGGUCGCGGAAACGUAGCAACAUUGACAUGACCUCGAAUAGAGAUUAAUUAUUAUUUUUUCCUUUGCAAGGCAAGUGUCUGUUGGUGUAGAAUUGAGAUUUACAAAAAAACGAAGGUUACCUGUUCCCACGUCCGGCACCAUGAUAAGUGGACCCUUUUGGUCAGCUUCUUCGAGAUUGCUGCAGCGUGGCGGAUAUUGUCAAGUUCCUGCUUUUCGUUGUGAUUGUUAUUCUGGCUGAACGUGCGGUGCUCUAAACGCGCAGAUUUUCAAUGUCCGUGUUGUGCGUGUGCUUUCUUCGAGACUUGAAACAACAGUUUUUGUCUUGUCUGCAAGUGCAUCCGUUCAUAUUCAUACCACGGUACAUGACCCUUGUUUAGUCAACAGGCACUGUGCUGUGUAAAUGUGCAUACUGUUAAAUAAAGACUAUUCUUCCAAUGAACUUGAA
Petromyzon marinus (sea lamprey) is the source of this 6527-nucleotide messenger RNA. Its product is annotated as mitochondrial fission factor-like. The record is from RefSeq and is a predicted model, not a curated record. Lineage: Eukaryota; Metazoa; Chordata; Hyperoartia; Petromyzontiformes; Petromyzontidae. Gene Ontology annotation, cellular component: peroxisome; mitochondrial outer membrane. Gene Ontology annotation, biological process: positive regulation of mitochondrial fission.